Molecule: messenger RNA, 9063 nt
Organism: Manis javanica (Malayan pangolin)
Lineage: Eukaryota; Metazoa; Chordata; Mammalia; Pholidota; Manidae
Gene: CBX5
Product: chromobox 5
Cellular component (GO): nucleus
Source: RefSeq, a predicted model, not a curated record
ACCCCCGAUUCAUCUACCUUUGGGGCUCCUCUUCUGCAUGAAGGUAUAAAGGGAGGUUUUCCCUCUUUCCUCCCUCAAACUGAACACAUAUGUAAAUCCUUGUUUUUUCCUCGUGAGGCAGAGGAGGCCAUAGCCACAAUGCUUAACUGCAUGCAUCUGACCUGGGGCUGGUUUUAACCCCAGUGCUCUGACCUAAACUGCUCAGCGCCCGGAAAUUCCAAGGAACCUGGUGGCCUUAAGUCCUUCAGGUGGAACAGUGUGCGACAUGGGAAAGAAAACCAAGCGGACAGCUGACAGUUCUUCUUCAGAGGAUGAGGAGGAGUACGUGGUGGAGAAGGUGCUAGACAGGCGUGUGGUUAAGGGGCAAGUGGAAUAUCUACUGAAGUGGAAAGGCUUUUCUGAGGAGCACAAUACUUGGGAACCUGAGAAAAAUUUGGAUUGCCCUGAGCUAAUUUCUGAGUUUAUGAAAAAAUAUAAGAAGAUGAAGGAGGGUGAAAAUAACAAACCAAGAGAGAAGUCAGAAAGUAACAAGAGGAAAUCCAAUUUCUCCAACAGUGCUGAUGAUAUCAAAUCCAAAAAAAAGAGAGAGCAGAGCAAUGAUAUCGCCCGGGGCUUUGAGAGAGGACUGGAACCAGAAAAGAUCAUUGGGGCGACAGAUUCCUGUGGUGACUUAAUGUUCCUAAUGAAAUGGAAAGACACAGAUGAAGCAGACCUGGUUCUUGCAAAAGAAGCUAAUGUAAAAUGUCCCCAGAUUGUGAUAGCAUUUUAUGAAGAGAGACUGACGUGGCAUGCAUAUCCUGAGGAUGCGGAAAACAAAGAGAAAGAAACAGCAAAGAGCUAAAGGAGGGAGUGGUCUCUGUCAUUUCUCUUUGUACAUAAUACAUUCACCUCCCUGCCUCCUCUCCCUUCUACUCACCCUCUUCUAUCCUAAACACAUCCAUAAAAAAUGUGCUUAUCACUGUGUGCUCCACAGGAGAAGUGUUGGUAUUGGUUCCCUUGUAACAUAACUGAUGGUCUCAUUCAUAAGUGUCUCUCUGUGAAGACCAGGCAUUUACAUACUGUGUGUAAUUCCCACAAUUUUUUCCUUUGCCCUGAUCUUUCUGUUCUGUUUCUUUCUGUCGUCAAGAUGAGUUUUAACUUUAUAAUCACCUUAGAGUUUCGAUCUUUUCAGAGUUGGUUGCUUUUUAGAUUGGGGGAUUUUGUUACAGUGGUGAUAAAUUUUGGUUUCUUACUUUGGUUUUUUAGAACAUGUUGAUGACCAGCUAGCCUUUGUUUUGAGAUGUUGGUAAGGAAAAGAUGUUGCCCAUCUUUUUAAAAAACCAAUAGCAACUGCCUACCUGUUGGGGCUUUCCCAACCCUCAUUCAGCUCUAUCCAGGAGAAUACAGGGUUCCUGGUGUGGUCUUCAGAGCCACCCUCUGUUAUUCAUCCUCACCCAUCCUCCCAAAGUAGCUCCAUCCUUUGGAGGACUUGAAAUUUUACAUUCAAAUUUAUCAGGGCAAAUUUAGCCCUAGGGCUUUUGGCCUUGUUUCUUAGCAGUCCCUGGUUCUGCUUCUACAAGGUGGUGUAAUCUGUCAUAAAAUUACAAGAUUAUUAACUGUGUAGAUUUUUAGCUAUUAGUACAUGAGGAUGAUGGGGUAGGAUACAGUUGUCAUCACAUAUGGUAUGUAUGUAUUAUUUCCUUCCAUGCCUCACAUUUGGACUAUAUAUUUACGUAGGUGUGAGUGACUGCCUGGUGCUUGCUUGUGCCAAGGUGCUAGGCACCCUCCAACUCUGCCAACUUUUGUGGCCUCCCAAAGCAUUCCUGUUACCAAAGAGGCUUCAAACCUGACCCUCACUUCUCAGUGAACCCGAGUUUCCCCUCCAUGCCAUUAUUUUCAGUGGGGAAUUCUUGGAGCCAUUGGCCACAAUAUCGAUUUUAAAUAUUAAUAGCAUUUAUAGUCAUAAAUUUCCUGCCUUUUUGACUGGAUUUGCCACUAAGAGACCCCGAGGUAUUAAUGCUCUUCCCUAUUUCCAGCCUCAAACUCGUAGUUGUAUCUUACUUUUAAAAAUGCAUUUCUGUGGAAGACUAUCACCUCAAGAGAGUGACAGGCCCUGGCAUUAGUGUGUCAACACAACCAUCUCUCCCUACUCAGCAAAAUACUUCCCUUUGGCUGCCUCCCACUUUGCCUUUACACUGAGAUAGUUUUUCCGAUCAUGUCCUUCAUGUCCUUCUGCCUUUGUCCCCCAAGAAAUGCCCUACAGAAAUACCCUUUUUUUCUUGUAGUUGAUGGGGUUUUGAGCAUCUUUUUCCCAGCCCAGGGCUGAGGAAAUAAGAAUAAAUGCUUGAAGUAGCCUUAACUCUGGGGUUCACUGGCCAUUGAGGUGGUUCUUGUUGCUUUUGAUUUUUAAAACAUAGCUCUCUGGCCAGGGGCGUUGAACCAUUUCUGGAUUAUUCAGAGUAAUGAGAAUGGAUGGAUUGCUCUAGUCCACAGUUGAGCCAAAUAAUAUGCAAAUCAUAUACCCAUUCAUAGCAUUUGUUAACAUUGCUUCCCUGCUCAGCUGCUGAUUGAAUUCUGUGUGCUUGUAUAAAUUAUGUCAGGAUGUAUACUAUACACUUGAGGAGACAGCUGCUGCUGCAGGGAUGUGACAGACUGGAACAAUGAAGCUUUUGGUUUAAGGCAUCCGGGAAAAUCCUAAAUGGUAAUGCUAUUGGGUGAAACUCAUAACCCAUACCUCAAGUGGGUAGGAGUUUUAGCUCCAUCUUUGCUUCCUCUCUGAAGGAAUUAAAGGCCUAGGUAAGUGCUAGGUAAUUGAGAGUUGUUAGUACUUAAUCUGAUAGGUAUCUAACAGAAAGAAAGGAUGGUCAGAAAACAGAUUUGUCAUACAAGUAACUGAGGAUGUCAAUUAGGAUAGAUGACAAUAGGACAGAAGUAGGCCAGAGCCCUGAGGAAGUGAUUUGGGUCUCUCAGUUUGCAAAUGGAGAAAUAAUAGCUUAUCCGUGUAGCUGGUGUGUUAUCUCGUAGGGACAGUGGGCAUGGAAACUACAGUGACCAUAUUUUUUAAACCAAAAUCUAACACGUGGGCAAAGACUACAACAAGUAUUUCUUACUGAGAUUGGUCCUGAGAAACUUGAGGCACAUGGUUGCAUUGGUUAUAGGUAAUACUUUAGAUAUCUGUUGAUAGCUGAUUUUCUUUUAAUGAAAUAACCACAGUAUCAACUACUAUUCAUAGCUUACUCUUACUCAUACCCCUUUAGUACCUUACUCUUUACUCCAUUCAUCUUUUUCUGUCCACAGUUUGUUGAUCAUAGUCUUGUACUGAGUGCUGCCAACACAACUUUUGUUCUGUCCUGCCUACUGACAGCUGCUCCUAUAGAAAUGUAGGUAGCCAGAAGCCAAUACUGAUUUCAGCCUUCAGCAGAAUGGCAACCAGAUGCCUGCCUGUGCCUCUGGCAUUUGUUCUAAGUAGCUCUCCUGCCCCGUGGAGAAGUGCAACCUCAAACAGAACCUGUUUCUCCUCACAGAAGAAUUUAUAUAGCAUUGGGCCAAGCACUCCCUAAAACAUCUAGGUCUCAAGUGCUCAGUAUAUUUUUCCUGUGUUUAGUCCUCUUCCAAAACAUCUUUCUAAUGCUAAGUUUUUUCUGGUAACAGCAUUCAGGAAUCGCCCUUUCCACAGAAUGUAGGAGAACCUCGUCCAGCAGAGUCUGUCUAUCAAGGUCAAUGUAGCUGCAUUUCUGAGCCCUGGGCUGGGCUGAUGCCCUCGUGUUAAGAUCAUCUGUUAGGAAAGUCAGCCCUGAAGGAAGCACUCAUUUUUAACCCAGAGAAAGUCGUGGCAUUUUUCCUGCUACAAUCCAGUUUUUGGGCAAGGGAACAAAACCUGUGUGCUUCUUAAGGCUCAGAAGUCUAGAUGGUCCUUGGCUGUCCCCAGCCAUAUCGCGUACUACCUUUUGUUGAUGGAAGGUUGGUCUUGUUCCCAUAGUUUGGGCAGUCAGGUUGUUACUAACUCUUUCCAUCCCUGUUCUAUAACCACAGUGUUGUGGGCAAUCCAUUUUCCUUAUAUUCAGGCCAAGUCCUAGGGCCUUGGCAAAGAUGCUUGGGAUUUUAAUAUUGUGAUUUUGUUGGAUCUGUGUUUAGCCCAGCUUUCCUAAGGACAGUGAGGGAUCAAGUAGGAUCUGCAUUUGAGCUGGGGAACAAUUGUCUUUGCCCUGAGGGUUCAAAUUUGAGAACUUAAAAUACUACUUUGCAAUGCCAUGAGAACCCCAGGAAGGGUUAUGGCAUUAGAUAAGGAAAUGUAGAGUUUCUCUCAAAUUAGGUCCAAGAAAAAUUCAUUUUGCACCUGUCACUCCCAUCCUCUUUGUUUAGAUUUUUAGAAUAAAUACGGUGUUGAGGUCUGUACCUUUGUGAUCAGACCACCAAGCAAGCAUACCUGUGGCAAGGCAGAGAGAGGAAAGGUUUAGAUCCAGUGUGUUCCAGUUAUGUUUUCAUAAAUAUAGAGAGGUUAUCAGCCUUACACCCAACAGCAUGCUCAGAAUUGGGUGCCCCUGCCCCCCACCCAAUUAAUAACAGUAGAUUUGUAUUGAGUAGUCCAUAUUCUAACCACAUUAGUGUAUGUCAACAUUCAUUUCAUUCAACAAAUAUUUUUUGGCCCUGGGGAUACAAAGUUCAAAACUAUGCAGUUCCCUGACCUCAAAGAACUUUUCAUACUGGUGUGGGAUGAACUGAACGUUGUUGUGUGUAAUAAAGGUUAUAAAUGGGCACACAUUUCUGAUUUUGUGGCAGAGACAGCUAGUUGUAGUUUGUAGCUCUAAAGUAGAUGGAUGACAGUUGGUUCAUAUGUGGAAAAGACUUAGGAUCUUGAAUGAGCUGAGCUAACUGGCCAUAGUUAGACCACAAUGACUAGGGCUUGUUUUAUUCCAGAAAAUAAAGAUAACUAUUAUCUAAAAGGUUUGUUAGAUAAGCUGCUGUUAGAACUGAGAGAAAACAGUAAGUGGGGAUUGAGAGACUCUUUUUAUGGUCCCUAUUUUAGGCCCAUUGCCAAAGGGUAUAAUUGUAUAGUUUUAGUCCUUGCUUGUGUAAAGUAUUAAUUAUAUUGCAGGUCCAGUUAUAUGUUGUUACCUUGUUGAGGGUUCUGUAACAUUUAUUUCUCCUGGACAUUUUAUCACAGUUACUCACACCAUUUUCACUUUCUCAUCCUGUUUGGAGGAAUUAACAUGAGGUUGGCUUUAAGCCUAAAAUAGGGACAUAAUUUCCAAUGACAGAAUUGCUGAAAAAAAGGCUUGGGGCACAUCUGUUAACACCUGGGCAUCUACUCUGGGUGAUGUAGUUACAUUCAACAUGGGAAGAUGGUGAUUUCUAAGCAGAGACCUGUGUCAGUUAUGUGAAAACCUCUCCCAAAAUACACACACCCUGGAGUUUGAUUUUUAAUCUAAGAAGGGUUGGGGUGAGGAGUAGGCCUGUUAAGGAACAGUCUGAUCCUAAGAAAUGUUUCAGUUCUGACAAUGUGACCACAAGAAAAAGAUACUUUUCUCUGCCUGGAUAAUUGGCGUUGCUUAGCUUUGAAAGUCAGAAUUCCCAGGAAUUAGAACAACGGUUCUGAAUAACUAAAGUGGAGGUCCUUUGGAUAGCUUCAUGAAGACAUUUACAGUUUUCUUUUUGCUUGUGCUGGAUUUACUGAAUUUUAAGCUACCUCAUCUUGUCUUUUUAGAGUUACUUCAGCUUGUUAUUGCCUCUCUAACAUCAGGUUUGACCGGUGGUUUUCUAAGGUGGAAUUUGUGCUGUUUACACGGGCACAGUGAUGUCUUGCCUUUUCUUCUGAUCCUUAUUUCACCUAGCAUCUCAUGUUGCUCCUCUGUCAGAGAAGUUUUUAAAAAUACUUUAAAAUCUUUGUUCAUGGAAAGAAAGUGACCCUCCCAUGCUAUUUGUCUUUGAGAUCAGUAAGAGAAGGAGUUAAACGAAGGUGGCGGUGGGGGCGGACAGAACCUGCACUGGAGGCAGCCGACAAGGAAGAGCCAUUAAUUAAGACAAUUUCAAAGUCAACUGAUUGUGAUCAUUAAUGUCACAAUAGAUCAAAACCUAAUUAUCACAGCCUAGGUAAGAGCCAUCAGUAUUAAUCGGAAAAUCUAAUAGGAAACUAUUAUCAAGAAAUUAGGCUAAAUUGAAUGCAGUGAACUUUUUAUCUUGCUAUUCUGGUUUGUGUGUGUGUGGGCAUGUGUAUGCGCAAAAUGUCCCCUGGCAUUGGCAGGUGUGACCCUCAAAGUUGAUCCAGGGGCCAGUUCAUCACACUUUUUGAGGAAUUCUAAACAGACUGAACCUGAACUGUCAUUGCCACUUUAAUCAGUCUUGAAACUAUCAUCACCUGGACUUGUCCAGUGUGAUAAGCAAUCAAUGAAAAAAGGUUUAUAUUUAGGUCUUGGAAUGGUUAGUCUCCUGGAACUAAAGUAUAUCUGGUGAGCAUUAAACUUGAUAAAUCAUUUUUUGAGCUUCUGAUGUAUAUAGAGUCCUGCUCUGGCUACUGUGAGGGGGUAAUGGAAGAAAGGAGGGGUUUCUGCCUGGUGGUUCUUUGAGAAGCCUAAGAAGGUAGAGCUUAAUUGGGUCACUGCACUCUAUAGGCUUGUCGGUGUUUUACAGUUUUCGGUAGCUUUAGUAUCUGAUUUGAAACAAGGGCUGGCUGUGGACUUAUUUUUUCCCCCUAAUUUUAGGAUAAAGGUCAUCAUUUUACCAAAAUCCAGUUGUAAAUUCAAAGGAGGGGGAAAAGUAUUUUUUCUUCUGCCUUUUCUUUUGUUAAAUAGUUACGCCUCUGGCAUGAGGAAAGAAUAUUACAGUCUUAUGACAAGUUAUAGGGAAUACUUCAUACCCUCUUCCUGAAUGGAAAAGUAGGGGUUACUGUUUAUAUCCUUAAUCUUGAGCUGAUUUUGAGAAUGAUGUAACUCCUGAAGUUGAGCUGAGCCAGGAAGAUUGGAGAGAUCACCCUCUGAGUGUUGUGGGGAGAGAGAAGUAGUGGCAGGGAGGGUGUUUGGUGGGUGGUACGAUUCUUAGAUUCCUCGCUUAGCCUGUGGAGUGCUCGCCUUCCCCCACCACCUUGCAGCUUAGAGCACUGCCAAGACCACCACCCACUGGGGAAAUGGUUCUUCUCAAUGUGGUCUUGUUUCUGGAUUUUAGGAAUGUGAGUUACUCAGUAAAGAACUUUGGGAAAUUAGUGUGAUGUAGUUAGUCCUUCAUCUGUUAGGAUAAAGUGAUGAUUCUUUACAAAAGAAACAAAAGAAUAUUAUGCCUUUAAUGUUUAAAAUGAAAUUUUCUGUUCAAAACAUGCAUUGACACAAGACUUUCAGAAAGAGUGUUUCUCUAAUGUUCCUCAUGUUAUGGUAGAUAAAUAAUAGGCCCUCAGGUAAUGCUUGUGGGUUGAUUGAAUUUGUCUGGUUUACAGAGUGAGUUGUACGUACUGACUUCAUUUUGUUCCCAAGUGCACUCUUAAGUUUAAAUGCUCGAGGGAGUGGAAGAAGAAUUGAGUGGAUGCUGACUCUAUAUGCCAACCUCCUCAACUGAUUCCAUAAUGGCUGACCUUGGGCAAGUCACUCCUUUCAAUGCCUCAGUUCCCCAUCUGUCAAAUGGGGGUAAUAAUACUGACCUACCUCACGGGGUGUUGUGAGGCAUUGUAAAUCAAACUUGUAGAAUACUUUAGAGUCCUCAGUGGAGGACACCUUGAGCCGAAGGUGAGGCCUGACAUAGGCCUUAGUCCUCACUGAGCUGUCCUGAGGUUGGCACUACUUAGUGAUCUCGGCAAGUUCUGCCCCCCACCCCUCAUCAAAGCUGCUAGUUCAGAUGUUGACAGUGUUUUUGUGAAUGUUGGAGUCUUAUUAGUCCAGACUUAACUUUGGAUGUUCUGGAGGAAGGCACUUGGUGUUUUCUGUGUUGCAUCCACAAACAGAGGUGGUUUUAAACCCAAGAGCAUUGGAUUAGGGAACUACGAAGCCAGAAUGCUACUAUUUGUUUCUCUCUUGCAGGUUGGUAGUUGAGGUCCCAUUUCCCAUGUGACUUGGGCCAUCACAGGAGCAAAGCAAACACAGUGGGUUUACUUUAUAUUGUUGCGUAUCAUUCUGCUAACUAAUCCAGGACAGCCGAGUCUCUGCAGCCCUUGCCUCCCCAUGGGAACCAGCUGGUUCAAUAAAUGUAUCUGCUUCCUCUGCCCAUCACCAGAGAAGAGCCACAUUAGAAAAAAAAUUUCUAGGAAUAUGUUUAACACUCAAAAUUGGGCAUUGAUGCUCCUUAAAGCUUCAUCUAAUUCACUGCAUUCAGUGUCUGUCAUUUCUUUCUUAGUGUCCACAGCCUGAACCUGACUUUGACCUUUUUUCCCUCCAGUUUGGGAGAACUUCGGACACGUAUUUGCCCAGGUGUGGGCUCAAGAGCCUUACUCUUCAUCUCAGUUUAGGGACUCAGCCAGCUCCUCUUCCCAAUAAGGCUCUUUCUCCUUUCCCUCUCCUUGGCCCUAAAUGUGUAACCCAUGAGAAAGCACAAGUCCCUGGCCCCUUACCGCAGUCACAUUCUGGUUCUCUCUUCUGUGGACUCUGCUCUGUUCACCCAGCGCUGGCAGUGCCAGGUGGGUCUGGAGUUGGGGAGGAUGGAGAGUGCACGUAUGCUGACAAGCUGCCAAAUAGCCAGGAGUUCAUUCACCCAUGGCCCACUGGCCUGACCUCCCUUCCCCAGGAUGGGAUCUAAGAGACUCAAGAGGCUGGGUUUCUUUCAGCUCUCUACCAUCCUGAGUAGCAAGCAAAUUACACUUUGUUGCCAGAUUUCUGAUUGGAAAAAGUAGGAAAUUGAACUCUCUAUGGACCUUGGUUUGUGGGGGAGUUUUGGUUGUGUUUCUUGGUUUUAGUUAAGCCAAACAUGUCUGCUUUUUUUUUAUUGUUUUAGGGUAAGUGGUAUAUAUAUAUGUUCACCUUUUAAAUGUAAAUGUUUAAAAGUAGGCAAUUUGUGUGUUUCUACGACUGACAUCUGUUGCAGACCUCAUUCUCUCCUCUUCCACCCUCCUGUUUUCCCUCUUUUCAUACUCUUGUAUUGGUUCUAAUAAAUGGUUGCUUUUCAAAUAUG